CUCAUUUGUUUAGGCAGUAGGGAGUUUCUGCUAGGGUCUGGAUUGGAGUUAUACACAGACCGGACCCUACCGUGUAUGAGUGGUGUCUGAGGAGAAAAAGAGGAUUCCCCCCUUGCCGCAAAGAAUCUACAUGUCUAAUAUUUAGACAUGUUCAGCUUUGUGGAUAUUCGGUUAGCGCUGCUGCUCAGCGCAGCGGUACUUUUGGCCAGAGGUCAAGGCGAGGAUGAUAGCGCACCCGGCAGCUGCACAUUAGAUGGACAGGCUUACAACGAUAAGGAUGUAUGGAAACCAGAGCCCUGCCAGAUCUGCGUCUGCGACAGCGGAACCGUCAUGUGCGACGAGGUGAUCUGCGAGGACACAUCCGACUGCGCCGACCCCAUCAUCCCAGACGGAGAGUGCUGCCCUAUCUGCCCAGACACCGAGGGACCCCAGAUUCCCCAAGAGCCAACAGUCGGAGACGUUGGUGAAAAGGGAGACAGGGGUCUUCCCGGUCCUCCUGGCAACGAUGGACUCGACGGACAGCCCGGCCUCCCCGGCCCACCCGGCCCCCCUGGCCCCCCUGGCCUUGGCGGAAACUUCUCUCCUCAAAUGAGCUAUGUUGACCACUCCAAAUCAAGCGGCCCACCCCAACCCGGCCCAAUGGGUCCCAUGGGUCCUCGUGGUCCUCCUGGACCCCCUGGCUCCUCUGGUCCUCAGGGUUUCACUGGCCCCCCUGGAGAGCCCGGUGAGCCCGGAGCUUCUGGUCCCAUGGGUGCUCGUGGUCCCGCUGGCCCCCCUGGAAAGAACGGAGAUGAUGGUGAGCCUGGCAAAGCUGGUCGCCCCGGUGAGCGUGGAGCUGCUGGACCUCAGGGAGCUCGUGGAUUCCCCGGAACCCCUGGACUCCCCGGCAUCAAGGGACACAGAGGUUUCAGCGGUCUGGAUGGAGCCAAGGGAGACAGCGGACCUGCUGGCCCCAAGGGAGAGCCUGGUGCCCCUGGUGAGAACGGUGUCCCCGGUAGUAUGGGUGCUCGUGGUCUCCCUGGUGAGAGAGGCCGCCCCGGACCUCCUGGACCUGCUGGCGCUCGUGGUAAUGAUGGCAACACUGGCCCUGGUGGACCUCCUGGAUCUACUGGACCCGCUGGUCCCCCUGGAUUCCCCGGUGGUGCCGGUGCUAAGGGAGAGACCGGUCCUCAGGGAGCUCGUGGUGGAGAUGGACCCCAGGGAGCUCGUGGUGAGCCCGGAAACCCUGGACCUGCUGGACCCGCUGGACCUGCUGGUGCCCCCGGAACCGAUGGUUCCCCCGGUGCUAAGGGUGCUCCUGGUGCUGCUGGUAUUGCUGGUGCUCCUGGUUUCCCCGGUGCUCGCGGCCCUGCUGGAGCUCAGGGAGCUGUUGGUGCUCCUGGUCCCAAGGGUAACAACGGUGACCAUGGUCCCCCUGGACCUAAGGGAGAGCCUGGUGCCAAGGGAGAGCCUGGCCCCGCUGGAGUUCAGGGACUUGCUGGCCCCUCUGGUGAGGAAGGAAAGAGAGGACCCCGUGGAGAGCCUGGUGGUGCUGGAGCCCGUGGACCCCCUGGAGAGCGUGGUGCCCCUGGUGCUCGUGGUUUCCCUGGUGCUGAUGGAGCUGCUGGUGGAAAGGGUGCCCCCGGAGAGCGCGGUGCCCCUGGCGCAAUGGGAGCUCAGGGAGCCACUGGUGAGUCUGGUAGCCCCGGUGCUCCUGGUGCCCCUGGAUCCAAGGGUAUGACUGGUAGCCCUGGCAGCCCUGGCUCUGAUGGCAAAGCUGGACCUUCUGGUGCCCAAGGACAAGACGGACGCCCUGGACCUCCCGGCCCCUCUGGACCCAGAGGACAGCCCGGAGUGAUGGGAUUCCCCGGACCCAAGGGAGCUGGUGGUGAGGCUGGCAAGGCUGGCGAGAGAGGUGCCGCUGGUCCCUCUGGCGCUGUUGGUGCUCCUGGUAAAGAUGGUGACGUUGGUGCUCCUGGACCUUCUGGUGUUGCUGGACCUGCUGGAGAGAAGGGAGAGCAGGGACCCGCUGGUCCUCCCGGAUUCCAGGGACUUCCUGGACCCCAAGGUGCUACUGGUGAGACUGGCAAGCCUGGUGAGCAGGGUGCUCCUGGUGAGGGUGGACCCCCUGGCCCAUCUGGACCAAGAGGCGACAGAGGUUUCCCUGGUGAGCGUGGUGCUCCUGGUGUUGCUGGACCAACUGGACCCCGUGGUGCUGCUGGCCCCGCUGGUAACGAUGGACCCAAGGGAGAGCCCGGUGCUGCUGGUGCCCCUGGUGGUCAGGGAGCCCCUGGUAUGCAGGGAAUGCCUGGUGAGCGCGGAGCUUCUGGUCUCCCCGGAGUCAAGGGAGAGAGAGGAGAUGCUGGUGGCAAGGGAGGUGAGGGCGCUCCUGGCAAAGAUGGCAUUCGUGGUAUGACUGGUGCUAUCGGAGUCCCUGGACCUCCUGGUGCUCAGGGUGAGAAGGGUGAGCCUGGACCCCUUGGAGUUGCUGGACCCACUGGACCUCGCGGUGCCCCUGGUGACCGUGGAGAGGCCGGACCUGCUGGACCUGCUGGAUUCGCUGGACCUCCUGGUGCUGAUGGUCAGCCUGGUGCUAAGGGAGAGUCUGGUGACACUGGACCCAAGGGAGACGCUGGUGCCCCCGGACCUGGUGGACCUGUUGGAGCUGCUGGACCUCAGGGACCUGCUGGUCCUCCUGGACCCAAAGGUGCUCGUGGUGGUGCUGGAUCUCCUGGUGCUACUGGUUUCCCUGGACCCGCUGGCAGAGUCGGACCCCCUGGCCCCGCUGGAGCUAGUGGAGCACCUGGACCCGCCGGACCCGUCGGCAAAGAUGGAGCAAGAGGAGCCCGUGGUGAGACCGGUCCCGCUGGUCGCCCCGGUGAGGCUGGUGCUGCUGGAGCCCCAGGACCAGGUGGAGAGAAGGGAUCUCCCGGUGCUGAUGGUGCCCCCGGUGCUCCUGGACCCCCCGGACCCUCUGGUAUUGCUGGACAGCGUGGUAUUGUAGGUCUCCCCGGACAGCGUGGAGAGCGUGGUUUCCCCGGCCUGCCUGGAAGCUCUGGUGAGCCUGGAAAGCAGGGACCAUCUGGACUUGUUGGUGAGCGUGGACCCCCCGGACCUGCUGGACCCCCUGGACUGUCUGGUCCCACCGGAGAGGCUGGUCGUGAGGGAUCUCAGGGACAUGAUGGUGCCCCCGGUCGUGAUGGAGCCCCUGGAUCCAAGGGAGACCGUGGUGAGUCUGGUAUGGCUGGACCCCCAGGAGCCCCUGGUGCUCCUGGUGCCCCCGGAGCUGUUGGCCCCUCUGGCAAGACUGGUGACCGUGGAGAGACUGGUGCUGCUGGUCCUGCUGGCCCUGCUGGUCCUGCUGGAGUCCGUGGUCCUGCUGGCCCCGCUGGAGCUAAGGGAGACAGAGGAGAGGCUGGUGAGGCUGGAGAGAGAGGCCACAAGGGACACAGAGGCUUCACUGGCAUGCAGGGUAUGCCCGGACCUGCUGGUGCUUCUGGAGAGAGAGGACCCGCUGGUGCCUCUGGACCUGCUGGACCUCGUGGACCAUCUGGAUCUAACGGCGCUCCCGGUAAGGAUGGCAUGAACGGUCUGCCCGGACCCAUCGGACCCCCUGGACCUCGCGGUCGCAAUGGAGAGAUGGGACCUGCUGGUCCUCCAGGACCUCCCGGACCCGCUGGACCCCCUGGACCUCCCGGCAGUGGAUUCGACUUCGUCAGCCAGCCCCUGCAGGAGAAGGCUCCCGAUCCCUACCGUGGUGGCGGAUAUCGCGCUGAUGACCCCAGCAUGAUGCGCGAUCGCGACAUGGAGGUUGACACCACCCUCAAGACCCUGACCCAGAAGGUCGAGAAGAUCCGCAGCCCCGACGGUACCCAGAAGAGCCCUGCUCGCAUGUGCCGCGACCUGAGGAUGUGCCACCCCGAGUGGAAGAGCGGCAUGUACUGGGUCGACCCCAACCAGGGAUCUGCCCUGGACGCCAUCAAGGUCCACUGCAACAUGGAGACUGGCGAGACCUGCAUCUACCCAAGCCAGUCCAGCAUCCCCAUGAAGAACUGGUACCUCAGCAAGAACAUCAAGGAGAAGAAGCACGUCUGGUUCAGCGAGUCCAUGACCGGUGGAGCCCAGUUCCAGUAUGGCACCGAUGGAGCUGAUACCGAGGACGUCAACAUCCAGAUGACCUUCAUGCGCCUGAUGUCCAACCAGGCCUCCCAGAACAUCACAUACCACUGCAAGAACAGCAUCGCCUACAUGGACGCCUCCACCGGCAACCUGAAGAAGGCCAUGGUGCUCGGAGGCUCCAACGACGUCGAGAUCAGAGCCGAGGGCAACAGCCGCUUCACAUACACCGUCAGCGAGGAUGGCUGCACGUCACACACUGGCUCAUGGGGCAAGACAGUCAUCGACUACAAGACAACGAAAACAUCCCGCCUGCCCAUCAUUGACAUUGCUCCUAUGGAUGUUGGUGCACCUGAUCAGGAGUUUGGCGUCGAAAUUGGCCCAGUUUGCUUCUUGUAAAAAUGAAAGAAAUAUGGACAUGACGUUGUUGUUUUUUUUUCUAGCAGUCAUCUCUAAAUCCUUUUUUUUUUCCUAUGCAUUCAAAACUCAUUCGGCUGCCAUUGGUCCACAUGCUUUAAAAAAAAAACCACUCUACUGAAGACGGUGUUCGUGUUUUUGUUUUUUUUUUUGUUUUUGUUUUUUCCCAAUCAUGAGAAGUUUUUUUUUCCGGGACUGCUACUUCAACCAAACCACAAGGACACUUUAAAAAGAAUCUUUUGUUUCCACUGGCAACAAGAAAAUAAUAUAUGCUUGUGUAAAAUUUCCCCCCCGGAGAUUAAGAAAACAAACAAAAAAAAAAGAGCGAGCGUGAGAAAGAAAGAAAGAUCGACACACGCGAUGAAACACAGGUGACUUUUGCCAUUUUCUACCACUGCGAGAAGGACAUUGAAAACAACAAAUGAUAUGUACCAUUUUUCCUGGUGUUAAAUAAAUUGUAAAAAGUGUGAAGCGUCUUCUUGUUUAUAAAUUCAUGAAAAGAAGAAAAACACCUGAGAGCAUGACAACAGAAGCUCACCUUCAUUUGCAAUAUGUAGAUGGCUACCUCAUAACAAGAAGUCACCACGCAGCUUUUGUUUUUUUUUUUUGUUUUUCUUAAAUGAAAAGGGUUGAUUUUACACGAGGAAAUCGAAAAAGAAACAGUCAAAAGGUGCUAUAAACACUUCAACGAGGUCCAGUUAUUGGUGUUUGACGGUGACGGUGAGAUUCUCGCCCGUCAUACUGUAAUUAUUGCCACUAAUGAACCUUUGGUGCUACUAAAUUGCCUCUUGUUGUCUGUGCAAGUGCAAAUGUUUUCUUCUUAAGUGAUCCUCAGAUUAAAAAAGGGGGCGAUCACUGCAGAUGUAACGCAUGCAAUCAUGUCUUUGUAGAUAAAAAAAAAAAAGAAAGCAAGUGACUCUGAUUCAAUUUCAUCUCCCUGCCCGUUGUGUUCAGUGUUGAUCCUUUUCUGUCUGUUCGACCUCCUCCUGUGGAAAAAAAACAAAACUUCUUCUUCACUAAAAAAAAAAGAAAGAAAGAAAUAACAGCACACAUCUCCCGCCCUGUUUGUUCAUGUUGUUUGUUGUUUUGUUUCUUUUCGCGAAGGGUUUCUUAAAAAAGGAUUUGAAGCAGACCCACUUUCAUGGUUUUAAAAGAAAGAGAGAGAUUCUGUACUUAUUUUGUACAUGUAUAAUAAAUUGAGAUGUUUUUAAUUAUUUUUUGGGUGCUGAAAUAAAGCAUGUGAAGUGGUCUA
This is a messenger RNA of Acanthopagrus latus (yellowfin seabream), 5764 nucleotides long. RefSeq names its product collagen, type I, alpha 1b (gene col1a1b). The transcript is spliced from 51 exons. Gene Ontology annotation, molecular function: extracellular matrix structural constituent; protein binding. Lineage: Eukaryota; Metazoa; Chordata; Actinopteri; Spariformes; Sparidae. The coding region runs from base 148 to 4494 and encodes 1448 amino acids. The record is from RefSeq and is a predicted model, not a curated record.